This is a messenger RNA of Colletotrichum graminicola M1.001, 858 nucleotides long. RefSeq lists its product as uncharacterized. NCBI's taxonomy places the organism in Eukaryota, Fungi, Ascomycota, Sordariomycetes, Glomerellales, Glomerellaceae. The transcript has a single exon. The record is from RefSeq and is a predicted model, not a curated record. Gene Ontology annotation, cellular component: nucleus. Bases 1 to 858 code for a protein of 285 amino acids.
AUGGCGGUCAAGAAUGUCAACGUUUUCGUCAGCACUUUUGCAGGAUUGGGCCUGCCGUCCACUCUGGUUCUUCCUGUUCCCUCGACAACGACUCUAUCCGACUUGCGAUGCCAACUUGACGAACGUCUGCCUGCGACGGACAGCCGACUGAUUCUGACGACGGUAUCCAACAAGGAGCUUCCCGCAUCGUCCACAAAACCAGUUUCGGAUCUCCUGUCGUCCAUAAACGAUGACUUUGUUUCUCUGCGACUGUCGGUGCCGCUUUGCGGUGGUAAGGGUGGUUUCGGAUCCCAACUCCGAGCUGCUGGUGGCCGCAUGUCCUCCAAGAAGAAGCGCAACCAAGGAGACGCAAACAACUCUAGCAGAAACCUCGACGGUAGACGUCUGCGCACCGUUACUGAGGCCAAGGCCCUGGCCGAGUACCUAGCUAUCAAGCCUGAGAUGGAGAAGAGGGAGAAGGAGAAGCGCCGCGAGCGCUGGGAGCAGAUUGUCGAGCUUGCAGAGAAGCGUGAGGAUGAGAUCAAGAACGGCAGCAAGGGCCGUCUUGAUGGCAAGUGGGUCGAGGACAAAGAAGAAUCCAACGAGAGAACUCGUGAAGCCGUACUUGCCGCUAUCAAGACUGGAAAGUACAAGGACAACUUGCUCGGCACCUCUCAUGCAUCGACUGGCUCAGAAGAGACAGAUGACGCCAUGUCGAGUGAUGAUGAGAACGAGGAGGGGGGUAGUUCCAAGGAGUCUACCCCUCCGUCAGAACCGGCCAAGGUAUCCAAGGAUAAGCCGAGAACAUUUUUCGGGUUCGACGAGGACGACGAGUUCAUGAGCUCUGAUGAUGACGAGGUCGACGUGAAGAAGAAGUGA